CCAACCUUUGAUGUCACUUUCUCGUCCUUGAACUGCACCAUUUCCAACCCUCCGAGCUUGCUCAGACUACACACGACAAAUCGCAGAGAACCUCGUCCAAUAUCGCAGCCAUGGCGGCUAGGCAACCAGUCUUCAACCAGACGGCUCUCUACGAUACCACCCCCCUACCGGACAACAUUCCAAAGGUCAAGGAGGUUGGUGCCACAUCUGCGCCUCUUCUCUCAGCUGCGUUCUUCAUCGGUGCCCGAUGUCAACCCUACAACGAUGACUUCAUGCAAUGCAAGAAUGAGAACCCCGGCAGGGGAGAGUUGGAAUGUUUGAAGGAAGGCCGAAGAGUAACAAGAUGCGCCUCCAGUGUGAUUGGCGACAUCAACACCCACUGUCUGGAGGAGUUCCGCAAGCAUUGGCAGUGUCUGGAUGACAACAACCACCAGCUAUGGCAGUGCCGGAAGCAAGAGUGGAAGCUCAACAGCUGCGUAUAUACCAACUUAAAACUGGAAAAGACCAUCCCCGGUGCCCCGAAGAACGAGAUCCCGGUCCAUCUCCGGACAACCCAGAUCUACGCCCACUACCCUAUUCUAAGAGACCGCGGCCAAAAGCCGUUCGGAAAGGCCAUCGAAUCGCCUUCAGCACAAGCCGCUCAGGCCGAUGCGCCAGCAGCAUAAGAAAGCUUUGGUUUGGCUGGGAAUUAGAGGCGUUAACAUUACUCGUGUAAAUAAGCAAGAAAUGAGGCCAGGUUAACACAACGUUUACUAAAGGGCCUUGAUUCAGUUACCAUUGGUACCGAUGUGUCCAUGGUUACUAUAUUCAAUAUGCGAUUCCGUUGAUCAAGCAUUUCAAUAUGGGACGCAGAGUCACCAAUACUCGUUCUCUUGCUUUACUGUGUCGAAAUCAUGAAAAAUACCUACAGAAACGAGCUUGAUCUAUCAGACAGGUCAGCACAGAAACGUACCUACCUAGUAAUACAACUACUAGGGAACUAGAAAUUAAGGGGGCAUCAUCAUCAUUGAAAUUAC
Molecule: messenger RNA, 1016 nt
Organism: Annulohypoxylon maeteangense
Lineage: Eukaryota; Fungi; Ascomycota; Sordariomycetes; Xylariales; Hypoxylaceae
Product: NADH dehydrogenase, alpha subcomplex, subunit 8
Exons: 3
Coding region: 111-665 (184 amino acids)
Biological process (GO): mitochondrial electron transport, NADH to ubiquinone
Source: RefSeq, a predicted model, not a curated record